CCUGAUGGAUCGAGUGUGAUCUUAGACUCCUGAUGGAUCGAGUGUGAUCUUAGACUCCUGAUGGAUCGGUUGCUCACUUCGACCUUCAAGGAGGACCUUAAGGAGGAUCUUAUGGGACGUCUCAUAAGGAGGACGUUAUGGGACGUCUCAUAAGGAGGACCUUAUGAAGACCUAUAAGGUCUUCCUUAUGGGACGAUUGCGUAGUGGAGCGAUUGUGUGGGGGUUUUACAUAUGUUUUUAUUGGUUUAUACCUUCUAAAAUGUGUGUUUUAUGGGUAGUUUAUUGGAAAUACGAGUGUUUGAGUCCUGUUUUGUAUUUGGGUUUUAUUCAGGGGCCAAAAGGAGUAGUCGUGAUAGGUCAUUGCUGAUCUCUAAUCAAACCUAAGCUAGCAUAGCUUAGCGUAAGCUAAUCUGUUGUAUCCUGUCGUAACCUAACAAGAAAUAAAAAAUAGUCGUUUGUGCGUGCGCUCUGCGACAUGUGUGACAUCGGUGAGAGUGAGAGGAGCAGAUGACUGUGCCAGAACAUGCUCAAAAGGAUAACACGAUGGCUGUGGAAAUCAAGGUUUUGACCAUAAAUGUGUGGGGCAUACCUGGCAUUUCCAAGAACCGGGAAGCUCGCAUGGAAGCAAUUGCCAACCAACUCGUAACUGGACCAGAUGAAUUUGAUUUUGUAUUUCUCCAAGAGAUUUGGUCGAAGGCUGACUAUUGCUUUUUAGCUUCUAAGGUAAAUAAAGUGUUGCCUUUUGCUCACUACUUCUUCAGCGGCGUUAUCGGGUCAGGAAUGUGCAUCUUCUCCCGCUCACCGAUCACCGAAGUCUACUUUCACAAAUUCACCCUCAACGGCUUCCCUCACAAGAUCAACCAUGGCGACUGGUGGGGUGGCAAAGGUGUGGCCUUGUGCAAGAGCACGCGCUACGGAAUUCCUUUCAUCCUAGCUAACACGCACCUUCACGCAGAGUACAACAGAAAGAAUGAUGAAUACGUUCACCAUCGUGCUGUCCAAGCCUUCGAGACUUCCCAGCUGAUCCGCUUGUUCCAAAAAGCCAAGGCGGUUCUCAUAUUUGCUGGCGACUUCAACUGCACACCCACAGAUUUUGCCUACAGGAUUGUCAAGUUCUAUGGCAACCUGGUCGACACCUAUACUGACAGUCCCACUAAGGUACCGGGCUCUAAUGGAGAGAGCAAUGAAACUCCAGCAAACAGUUACACUAACGUUAAGGCCCUGAUCGAUAACCCCAGCGGCAACAGGAUUGAUUAUGUAUUUUAUCAAGCCUCUAAAACUCACAAGGUUAAAACCAAAGUGUGUGAUCAGCCUUGGCCACAGAGAGUUCCGCAGCAAGAUUUCAGUUUCUCAGACCACGAGGCUGUUCGUUCUAUUCUCACAAUCACCCCUAUCAAAGAGGAUGAGACGACAGAAUCGAUCACAGAGGUCCAGGCCCAAACUGACGCUCUGCUGGAGAGUUCGGCUGUGUGCGAGCAGGGCCUGAAGAAAGUGGCGAUCAGUCGCAGGUUCUACAUCACUCUGGCCAUUCUUGUCACUGUUUUACAGCUGGGCUACCUUGUUGUGUUGUCUCUGGAGACGUCUCCAGGAUUACGCAUCUCUCUCGGCAUAUUGUCAAUGAUUUUAAUGAUCUUUCUUGUGUAUUUCCUCUUUAUGGGAACAGUUUUUUAUCAUAUAGAAUAUAAUGGGGUGAAGUCAACUAGACAGGCAAUUAAAUGUCAUCUUGAAAUGCUAACCGUGAAAAAUGCUCAGAUUUUUGAAGAGGAAAGAAAAAGGUCUGUAUCAUUCAUAAAAUGACUAUCAAUGUUCAAGCAUGAUAAAUCACAGUGAUAUUACCGAGCUCAAAAGUAGUUCAUUAGAUGUGAAUCAGCCUAAACCUUCUCCCGCAAGGUAGCACGUGCGACAAUAAUGAAGUGAUAACAGUCUGAAUGCUUGCUCAUUUGGUCUACAAUAAUAUAAUUUUGUAUCAACUUGUCCUUAGCUUCGUUAGGCCCCACUACAGUGUAUUUUGUACCUCACUCCGAGCUUGGUUUUUUCCACCGACAUAGGCAAGACUGUGAUUGCUAUUCUAGUUCAGUAAUGUAAAUAUUGGGCUCUAUUUUUGUAGCACCUAGUGUUAAGAACUCUUCUCGGUGUGUCGCAGUACUUGAGCAGCUUAUGUUAUAAAGACGGCACUUUUGUUUGUGGUUUGUCGACCGUUUCGCAAAAUGUGCAUAGAUCGGCAAUAAAUAUCACGGUAUUGGUACAGUCACAUGAAGAGGCCGAUGUGCUAUUCAGGACGUAAGAUGCAUAAUAUAUGUAUACAGUAUUUAAUUUAAACAAAUGGAAAAGGUGGAUUGUAUAAAUUAUGUAUAGCACACAAUAGCUCUUUUUUAUAUAUUGGAAGCAUAGUGCUUCAUAGAUGGAAAAUAAGUGAUUGUAUAUUUUUAUUGAAUUAUAUACGGAAAUGAAUAGCAGAAAGUUUAUUUUUGGGUAACUAAAUCAAGUUGCCAAGUACCUUUAAUAUCAUUAACUCUCUCUUUUCCUGUACAGUAUUACUCUCUUGUUUCCAGGCAAAUGCCUUUCCCCACCACUCAACAGUGGAAGACGAAAUAACAGCGAUAUGACGUAAACGAAGUAACAAUGACAAUUUAAGAAUAACUAUGUACUUGGGGUCAACAUUUAUGUUGUAGGUGUACGCGCAAAGUUGUGAAUGUGUUCUAAUGCAUUGCACCCAUUGUUUUCUUUACGUACACUGUUUGUGAGGAUUUUUCUUUAAAGAGAGAGGCCAAACAGGAUACCGAUUUGUAGCACCAUCUCGGCUUUUCAAACUUCUUUAGUAAAGUCUUUUUUGACAAAUAACCACAUUAAUACCGAAGGAUAUUAUCUCAAUGUUGCUGGCGAUAAUUCCCAACACUGAUUUUGACACGUAUGGUCGUAUUGUUGAAUGUUUCUUCUUCAGUUAGACCUAAAGUUAUUUAAAGUAACACAUUGUGAUAUAACGUGGCGUCAAAAACUAUUUCCAGGAUGGCUCUCCGAGGAUCCACCAGAAAGUGGCAUUUCACUACAUUCAACGCUGGAUUUCAGUGUUUCCAAACAUGAAAAGUACAGUUCUGGUACAGCGUAGGUGUUAAACAUUUGUAGCGUACAGUUUAUAGCACGACACCCGCUUUCAUUCACUCUUAUAUUGCCAGGCUGUAUACAGUACUUUCACUUUAACUAACGAUGAAGAUUUGUAGAUUACAGCCUGUAGUGCUCACUUGGUAGUUUUAUUCACAUAUUAAAUUAGUAGAAUGUAUGUUGUCAUUUUAUUAGCCAAUUCCUAAAUGUUAAAUGCUGUUGAUGUUCAUCGUACUGGGCAAGCAUUCUCUCGUAUAUUAUUAAUUCCUGUGAAUAGAUAAUUUUAAGGGUCCGUGAGAUUUUAUUCCAAACCAAGUGUAGACAGCACUAUCUUGAUUAUAUUGGCCUCAUUUUCUUUGCAUCUAUGUAACCAUAUUCACAAAAACAUGUUCCGAUAAAUAUUUACCUGAGGGGCCACUAAUACUAGUGACCUUGACGAGAACAGGAAGCCGGGGGCUUGUCAAAGGUCCCUCUCCCAUUUGCCCUGAUUUUUUCGAGCUCUUUUUUUUUCCAAAUGAUCUGAUGGGUGUUCGAUUGUGCUAACUGAGCAAUGAGCUCUAUCCAUAUGCAACACUGAUCACAAACAAUGAUCAAAGAAUGCAGAAUAACUG
This is a messenger RNA of Procambarus clarkii (red swamp crayfish), 3710 nucleotides long. Lineage: Eukaryota; Metazoa; Arthropoda; Malacostraca; Decapoda; Cambaridae. The record is from RefSeq and is a predicted model, not a curated record.